CAGCAGGUGUGUGUUUGAGACCUUCCAAGGAGCAGGGAAUGGCUGACCCUGGCCUUGCUGUUGCCUUGGCUCAUGGAAACCUGCUGGGGCAUCUCCAUGGGAGCCAUCUGCUGUGCCCAGUGGAGCUGCAAAUUGGGGUCUCUGUACUCCCCUUUGCCUGUGGGAUUUUGCAGUUGGGGGGACCCAGUCAGGUCAGCUCGUGCUCCCACAGGGCUGGGCUCAGGGCCAUUAGGGUGGAUCUAGGCUCUCUCUGCCUAUAGCCGUGUGAGCACGCAAAGGGUUAAAAGGUGCAUGGGUUUGUUUGCCAGGGUGCACAGCAGCUGGUUAGGCAGCUGGCGAAAGACCGUUAGAAAGGGGCAGGGAAAGCGGAGGGGAGGGGAAGGGAAGGUGCUGAGAGAUGGGCUGGGGUCCCUCUGCCUGCUGCACUGUUCAUGCCUGGCUCAGAUGUUGCAGCCUCUCACCAUGGACCUGCCCUCAUGGCUGCUUGGACAGCUCCUGGCCACCACAGUACUUCAGCUUCUGAGCUGCAGCACCGCAGCCCCUUUUCCUACCUUGGCGCCCCCACUUACCAUGGUCAUUAACGGCGAGAGGAAGACCCUAGUGGUUUGUGUGGUGAACGACCUCUCCCAGGACACGGCAGAUGCCAUCUGGUUUUCGAAUGAGAAUGGAAGUGCCCUGGACUCCUUCACUUACGGGGUUUCCAGGGAGGAAGACGGCACAUUCAGCACAGUCUCUCACCUCUCCGUCCACACCGUAGAACUGGAGUCCUGGGAAUCCCUCACCUGCCAUGUGAGACAGAACAGAACCGCCCAGGUGUGGAGUGCCAGGUCCCUGCUGAUCUCUGAAGACCACGUGGAAGAGCAAUGUCUGGAUGAAGACCGAAGUGCUCUGCCCGUCUGUUCACAAAUCCUGCUUCUCUUGGCUAUCAGAGCGUUGUUGCUGAAGUUCCUCCUGUUUGACAUACUGAUCACCUGCAGCUUCCUCUUCAAAGGGGGACGCCGAGCCCUACCGCUGAACUCUGUAAAUAGUUCCUCUGCUCAGGCUUGGUUCAGCAACGGAGAAUCAGCCUCGCCUGACAGCAUGGAGAGCAGACCGAGGCAGAGACUGAGUCGGACAGAGUUAGUGACUGGAGCUAGCCAUCCCAGGGGUAGCAGAGACAGAGCUUCCCACACCAGUUCCUUACACCUUCCACCCAUCUGAGCUAGAGCAAAUCAAAUGACC
This is a messenger RNA of Terrapene triunguis (Three-toed box turtle), 1221 nucleotides long. RefSeq names its product pre T cell antigen receptor alpha (gene PTCRA). The record is from RefSeq and is a predicted model, not a curated record. Bases 292 to 1200 code for a protein of 302 amino acids. The transcript has 5 exons. Lineage: Eukaryota; Metazoa; Chordata; Testudines; Emydidae.